AAUUAAACAUUUAAAGAAAAAAGUUGUGCUCUUUUUUAGGGGAAAAAUGUUGGUUUUUCUCUGUGGUUGCUUACUUACAUUCUUAAGUGCUUUUUAUAUUUUCCUUACGUGGAACCAUCAGCAUUGGACAAAGCGCGGUAUUCCUUUCGAUAAGCCGCAAAUUUUAAGUGGAAAUCUUCCUAGUUUAGUGAAUCAGAAGCGACACUUUGCUUACGAUUUAGACGAUCUCUAUAAGAAGUUUAAGGAUGGAUAUUCAAUCAUUGGAUUUUUUAGCAUGAGGCAACCACAAUACUUGGUAACUGAUGCACGUGUUGCCAGAGACAUUCUUAUCGGUAAAUUUAAGUAUUUUCACGAUAAUGAUUUUUCUGAUAUGAUAGAUGAGAAAAAGGAUCCAAUUUUUGGAAAUAAUCCUUUUAUGCUAAAGGGUCAACUAUGGAGAGAGGCAAGAACCGAAAUCACGCCAGCCUUCACACAACUACGAAUCAAGUCUAUGUACCCAAUUAUGGACGAAAUGUGUGAGCGUCUGCAGAAAUUCAUUCUCAGGGAAAAGCAUGAAGCAAUUGAAGCCCGUAACAUGUGUGCAAAUUACACAACUGAAGUCCUUUCAACUUGCAUCUUUGGUGCUGAUGCAGGAGCAUUAUUGGACAAGAAAGCCCCAAUUCGGGAAAUGGGAAGAAAGCUCUUGGGCUUCACACCAACAAUUGCUCUGUACUUCUUCGUGAUUCAACUCAUUCCAUCUCUUAGGAAAUUUAUUAAAAUCGGUCUUGUACCGUGGAAUGGUUGGAAGUUCUUCGUGAAUCUCAUGGAAGAUUCCAUUCAGAUGAGGAAAGGAGGUAGGGAACUUCGUGAAGACUACCUAAGCUAUCUCAUUGAAUUGCAGGCAAAGAAGGAUCUAACAACGCACAGAAUAAUGGCCCAUGCUAUGGCUUUCUUUGUCUGUGGCUUUGAGACUUCCAGCGUAGUUCUGAGCUUUGCUCACUACCAACUUGCUAAGAAUGCAGAUGUCCAGGAGAAAUUGAGAAAUGAAAUCAGGAAAAUCGUUGAGAAAAAUGGCAAAUUGUCCUAUAGUGUUAUUCAGGAAAUGCCCUACCUUGAGCAAGUUCUCUGUGAAACUCAUCGCUUGCAUCCGGUAUUUCCUAUUCUAGCCAAAUUAUGCACAGAAUCAUGUGAAAUGCCCCUAACAGAGCAUAAAACAGUUACAAUCGAAAAGGGCUACAGCGUAAUCCUUCCACUACACAGCAUCCAUCGUGAUUCAAGGUACUACGAAAAUCCUGACAUUUUCAAUCCUGAACGUUUUUCCCCCGAAAAUGGAGGCAGCAAAGUAUACAGAGAUAGGGGAUGCUACCUACCUUUUGGAGAUGGACCACGAAUAUGUCCCGGAAUGCGAUUUGCUCAGACCCAGAUAAAGGCAGCUAUUGUUGCCAUUGUGAAGGAUUUCGAAGUAAAACUCGAUGCUAGGACAUCCCUAGAGCCAAUGCUAAAUCCAGAAGAAAUAAUUCCAACAAUCAUCGGGGGAAUUUGGCUGAGAUUUACGGAAUGUAGAGAAGAAAUUUGAGGAUUUUCCAAGCCAACGACUUCUUCUGCGUUUAAUUUCUCUCUCACCAGUUUACAAUGAAUAUUUCUAAAUAGCUAAAUUGCUAAAAUAAUGAUACUUUUAUUCAAAAUGGCUACCGCUUGGUUGCAUCAAUGUUUCAUCGAAAUUUUAAUCUUUCUCCAAGCUCCAUAUUGGAAAUAAAGAUUUGUGUAAUAA
Messenger RNA from Lutzomyia longipalpis, 1750 nucleotides. Its product is annotated as probable cytochrome P450 28d1. Bases 47 to 1555 code for a protein of 502 amino acids. The transcript has 5 exons. Gene Ontology annotation, molecular function: monooxygenase activity; iron ion binding; oxidoreductase activity, acting on paired donors, with incorporation or reduction of molecular oxygen. NCBI's taxonomy places the organism in Eukaryota, Metazoa, Arthropoda, Insecta, Diptera, Psychodidae. The record is from RefSeq and is a predicted model, not a curated record.